Molecule: messenger RNA, 1168 nt
Organism: Lindgomyces ingoldianus
Lineage: Eukaryota; Fungi; Ascomycota; Dothideomycetes; Pleosporales; Lindgomycetaceae
Exons: 6
Coding region: 221-1168 (315 amino acids)
Molecular function (GO): acyltransferase activity, transferring groups other than amino-acyl groups
Source: RefSeq, a predicted model, not a curated record
CAAUUUCUCUCACUGUCAGACCCUCUGGGCUACCCAACCGAUCUCUAGUAUUCCUAUCCAAGACUCCUAGUCUAUUUUAACAGGUCCGAGGUAAAAAAAGGCUAUCCCACGCGCCAAUGGAUAUCGAGUGGGUUGAAUGGACUCGACUACGAGAUUAUUACGAACGGAACUCUCUUUGCUAUCAAGAAUAUGGCCUAGAAUGGAGCGCUGAGAUUCCAAAAUGCUCCUAGCAGCUAUCUUCGUUGGCUCGGGAUUCGAUAACGGGACUGGCAAUCCUCAAGGGAUAAUGGGCAUCCAGCACUAUGAGAAGGGCCCGAUGUGGGAGGGGACUUAUUUGAGUGGGCAUAUGCAGCCUCAGUUCCAGGAGGCAGGAUUGAUAAGCUGUGAUGAGGAUAUGAGCCAAGAAACCAAACAGAUGUUCGAGUUAUUGAAUCUUAGGACUCUGCGCUUACCUCCUUUGCAGGUUUUGCCGAUGAACUACAUCAUCGCUCGCAUCCCGACUAACUCGUCGCGUCUCCCUGAAUUGGUCGCCAAGUUCAGAGACGCGAAGCUAGAAGCUCUCGAAGCCGAACCCACUGGAUUUGCCGUCAAAUAUGCGGACGAGGUUCUUCACCCCCUCUCAUUAUGGCAACAGCGACUCACCUCUCCGUCGAUAAUCCUCAUCUGUGUAGCGAAGUCAGAUACGAGCAUCCCAAAUACAGAGGAAGAAGCUCUUAUAGCAGGGGAUUGGAUCGGAAUGGUUACCAUACGAGGCCCGCUUCCGUACUCAACCUUCCAACUCCCGGAAUCCGGUCAACCAGUCCCCGACAACCCAAAUGGCGAGACACGAUGGCAUCUGUCCAAUUUGUAUACAUCACAAGUACACCGGGGGAAGGGACUCGGAAAAAAACUUGUCAUCUCCGCUUUAGAUAUAGCUCGGGAGCAGGCGAGGAUGUUGGAUAAGAUGCGGGCUAGGAUAAGGCUGUUCUGCAACCCUUCGAAGACCGUUCUUGUCACCAUGUAUAAGGGAAUGGGAUUCGAGGAAGCAGGGAAGUGCACGCUGAAGGAGGCAUUUGUGGCGAAUGGCGAUCAGGAGUUGGUACCACGGGACACGCAGAGUACUGAUGCAUUGAGGGGUUUUUGGGAGAGGAGGUAUGGGCUUGCCAUGGAGCAAGUCCUAGACGCUUGA